This is a messenger RNA of Gorilla gorilla gorilla (western lowland gorilla), 3529 nucleotides long. RefSeq names its product potassium channel regulator (gene KCNRG). The transcript has 2 exons. The record is from RefSeq and is a predicted model, not a curated record. Gene Ontology annotation, molecular function: protein binding. Gene Ontology annotation, cellular component: endoplasmic reticulum. Gene Ontology annotation, biological process: negative regulation of delayed rectifier potassium channel activity; protein homooligomerization. Bases 2234 to 3052 code for a protein of 272 amino acids. NCBI's taxonomy places the organism in Eukaryota, Metazoa, Chordata, Mammalia, Primates, Hominidae.
UUUUCUUUUGUUAGAGAAUAGAGAGUGGUAAUUCAGAUUUGGUCAACGAUUCUAGUCACAUAUUUUCCUCCAAAAGUAUUCCUUCCAAAAACAAUCUAUACAUGUUUAAAUUAGGUAGCAUAAAGAUAAAAGUGAAAUUUAGUAGUAUAGGCCUGAACAUUUUUUUGUUUAAAAGAGUGCUUUUGAAAUAAGCAUCCACCCCAAAUGUUGGUUGUAUUUAUGCUGUGAUAAAAAUAGGUGAGAGAUCAUAUGAUCUAAUAUUGUAUUGAUGGAAGUAUAGGUAGUAUAGUAGUGAUUGUUCAUCAAGCAUGCAGUAAAGAUCACUUUUUUUUUUUUUUUUUUGAGAUGGGAGUCUUGCUCUGUUGCCCAGGCUGGAGUGCAGUGGUGCAGUCUUGGCUCACUGCAGCCUCCACCUCCCAGGUUCAAGUGAUUCUCCUGCCUUAGCCUCCUGAGUAGCUGGGAUUACAGGUGCGUGCCACCACGCCCAGCUAAUUUUUUGUAUUUUUAGUUGAGACAGGGUUUCACUGUUCUCAAGACCAUCCUGUUAGCCAAGAUGGUCUUGAUCUCCUGACCUCAUGAUCCGCCUGCCUUGGCCUCCCAAAGUGCUGGGAUUACAGGUGUGAGCCACCGUGCCCGGCCAAAGACUGCUCUUAAAGCACCUUUUUGACAGUGAACAUGGUCUAAAGAAGGAUAUUGUAGAAGAUUUCACACACACGCGCGUGCGGGAGACAACUAAGGGUAUUGAAGGUACUAAUUAGAUUUCCAAAAUUUUCUACAGAGUUAAUUAUCAACAAAAUGUGAAUGGUACAUACAAAACCUGGCAUUUUCUUGUGAUAAGUUUACAUUUUUAGGAGAGAGGAGCUUUCAAUCUGCCCUUUUCUCCUUUGUUUUUGUAGUUUUCACCAAAGAUGAUCAACUAGAAAUGUUAAGUGGCUAUGCAAGCAAAAGCAUAGAUAGGUUAAAAAAAAGGAUCAGGUGGCUGGGCAUGGUGGCUCAUGUCUAUAAUCUCAGCAUUCUAGGACAGUGAUGUGGGAGGAUUAUUUGAGGCUAGGAGUUCCAGUUCGAAACCAGCUUCAUAAACAUAGCAAGACCCAGUCUCGACCAAAAAAAAAAAAAAUUAUAUAUAUAUAUAUAUAUAUAUACACACACACACACACAUAUAUGUACACAUACAUAUACAUAUGUAUAUAUAGAACACAUGGCAAGAGCAGGAAAUGGGAAGACUACCUUUUUUCUGGCAGCUAUGUGUUGUUUUGUUCCAAAGAUGGCAAGUGUACAACCAAACCAAUCCACUUGCUUACAGAAUGUUUAGUGUAGUUAAGACUAAUUUGACAACAGAUAAAACAGUCUGUCAGCUAUUACAAAGUAAUCAGCUGAACACUAAUGCUGUUCUGCCUGCUCACAUGAGAUAAAGAUACCCUCUCAUGGAAUAAACUCACCUUGCUUAGAAUUCAUAUAACGAAGUAACCUUAUAACUGCUCUCUAGUCUGCCUUAUUUCUGUCAUAGAGUAAGAUAUUCCUUGAAAGCCCAUUAAGUGGAAUAGACUUUCUGAAAAUAAGAGUUCUUUACCUCAGUCCUCCUUUAAUUUGGUUGAGAGGAGGUAAUGAAAAUGGGGACAGGAUAAAAGGUGGCAACUAAAUUUAAAGCACAGAAGAAAUGAUUUCCUUCUAGCUAUGAGAAUAGUCAAAUUGAGCUUGCCAGGCGAGGUAAUGGCUGUCUCGUUCCUAACAUGUAAUUCAUGAUUUAGCCACUAAAUUGCUAAGGAGAUCAUAAGAAAUUAAGAAAAACGUUCAAGUCUAGCCUCUGCGUGGUAGACAGGUAUGGGGAAGGAGAAUGCUUUUCCCCUCCCAGUAAUUAAAAAAAAAAAAAAAAAAUAUAUAUAUAUAUAUAGUUUUACUAGGUUUUCAUGGAUAAUUUUUUAAAUGUAAGACAGGAAAGGGAUCUAUUUGAUGUCUAUCUUCAGAUAUAUUGGCAGUUUUCCUGAAACUAUUUAGUUCCUCAUCUGUUGCUUUUUCAUUUUGUAUACUGCAAGUUCCCAGGCAACUCGAAUUUGCAAACACAGCCAUGGAUACGCUAUUUACCUUACAGUAGUUUCCUGGGAAUCUAAGUCUGGUUUUUGUUAUUCUUCCCUCCCCUCCAUUGCAUAAUCAUGUAUAACUAGCAACAUUUAUGGUUAUAGGUUGAUUUCCUAAGUGUGGCUGAUGGUAGCCUCUAGUUUGAAGUGAGGGAAGAAUGAGUAGUCAGGAACUGGUCACUUUGAAUGUGGGAGGGAAGAUAUUCACGACAAGGUUUUCUACAAUAAAGCAGUUUCCUGCUUCUCGUUUGGCACGCAUGUUAGAUGGCAGAGACCAAGAAUUCAAGAUGGUUGGUGGCCAGAUUUUUGUAGACAGAGACGGUGAUUUGUUUAGUUUCAUCUUAGAUUUUUUGAGAACUCACCAGCUUUUAUUACCCACUGACUUUUCAGACUAUCUUAGGCUUCAGAGAGAGGCUCUUUUCUAUGAACUUCAUUCUCUAGUUGAUCUCUUAAACCCAUACCUGCUACAGCCAAGACCUGCUCUUGUGGAGGUACAUUUCCUAAGCCGGAACACUCAAGCUUUUUUCAGGGUGUUUGGCUCUUGCAGCAAAACAAUUGAGAUGCUAACUGGGAGGAUUACAGUGUUUACAGAACAACCUUCAGCGCCGACCUGGAAUGGUAACUUUUUCCCUCCUCAGAUGACCUUACUUCCACUGCCUCCACAAAGACCUUCUUACCAUGACCUGGUUUUCCAGUGUGGUUCUGACAGCACUACUGAUAACCAAACUGGAGUCAGGUAUGUUUCUAUAAAACCUGAUAACCGAAAAUUGGCCAACGGAACAAAUGUCCUCGGCUUACUGAUUGACACUUUAUUAAAGGAAGGCUUUCAUUUGGUCAGCACUAGAACAGUAUCCUCUGAAGACAAAACUGAAUGCUAUAGCUUUGAAAGGAUAAAAAGCCCUGAAGUGCUCAUCAUGAAUGAAACACCAAAACCAGAGACUAUCAUCAUACCAGAGCAAUCUCAGAUAAAGAAAUGAAGUUGUCUAUCCUCUUUUAAAGAGAAAUUGCCAUUUUUCUUGUUUCAUUACGUAUGUUAGCCAAAUCUACACUCAGCCUAACUCUUGGCUUCAUCUGCUGCCAUGCCGUCUCUGGGCAACCAGGCCCCAACUGUGCUUAAGCCAUAAUGCCUGCUGCUCUCUAGACAACUCCAUGUACUUGGUGCUUUGGUAUAUGUUCUACCUUCAAUACAUCUUUCCCUUUCUCUUCUUCAUGAAUGCUUAUGAGCCGAGAUUGCGCCACUGCACACUAGCUUGGGUGACAGAGGAAGACUGUAUAAAAAAAAAAAAUUGAUCAAACUGAUGGAUACCCUAAGUACCCUGACUUGAUCAUUACACCUUCUAUGCAUGCAACAAAAUGCCACGUGUACCCCAUAAAUAUGUAGAAAUAUUAUAUGUAAAUAAAUAGUUGGGCCUUCCGUAUUUUCCCACUUAUGUUUGUUUCAGCAUUUUAUUUAU